AUGGCAGAGAAUACUGCCGCAUCCUCCAAGGCCGUCCACACAAUCGUGCUGGAUGCUGGCCCGAUUCUCAAGAAUACCCCGCCGCUUUCAACCCUCCUUGCCCAGUGUGAGGAAAUUAUCACCACCCCGUCCGUGGUUGCCGAGAUCCGCGAUCCCGAUGCACGCGCACGUGUCGAAACCCUCUACCUGCCUUUCCUGAAGCAGCGAUCCCCCACACCAAAGAGCUUCAAUAUUAUCAGCGAAUUUGCUCGCAAGACCGGUGACCGUUCUGUCCUGAGUAAAACCGAUAUUGAGGUCCUUGCCCUUGCGUACGAGAUUGAGUGCGAGAAGAACGACGGUGAUUGGCGUUUAAGAAGCGUCCCCGGACAGAAGAGAAUCAAUGGAAAGCCGCCUGUGAAGGAGGAGUCCGAGGAGGCCAAGCCCGAGGAGACCAAGCCCGAGGAGACCAAGCCCGAGGAGACCAAGCCCGAGGAUGCGGAGGUGGAAGCCAUUACGGAGGGCGUGAAGGAGACCACAGUCGCAGAAGCCCAGGAAGAGGCUCUAAAGGAAGAAGAAACUGUUGCAGAGAACGACGCCGACAAAAUAGCAGAGAUUGCUGUUGAGGUUGCUGAAGAAGACCAGGACGAAGAUCAGGAUGUAGAGGAUGAUGCUGGUGAUUCUGACGGCGGAGAUUGGAUCACACCCUCUAACUAUAAAAAGCGCCUUGCUGAGGAUGAAUCCGGGACAGCGCUUCUUACUGCUGCGCCCAAGACAAUGCAGGUUGCAACCAUGACCACUGAUUUCGCGUGUCAAAACGUUCUCCUCCAAAUGAACCUCAAUCUUCUGUCUACCACCACUCUCCAAAAGAUCCAGCAUCUUAGAACUUUCAUCAAGCGCUGCCACGCUUGCUUCUUGACCACAAAGGAGAUGAACAAGCAGUUCUGCCCUCGCUGUGGCAAGGAUACCCUCACUCGUGUCUCAUGCACGACCACUGCUAAUGGUGCGUUCACAAUGCACCUGAAGAAGAACAUGCAGUGGAACAAGCGCGGCAAUGUAUACAGCGUUCCCAAGCCAAUCGCAGGCAGCGCGAACGGCAAGUGGAAGGGCGGCGGUGGUCAGCGAGGAUGGGGUACCGAGCUCGUUCUUGCUGAGGAUCAGAAGGAGUAUAUCCGCGCCAACGAAGAAGAAGAGCGGCGGCAGCGUCGCGAGCAUGAUCUCAUGGACCAAGAUUACCUGCCUGGUAUCUUGACCGGCGAGCGCAACAGGGCUGGCGGUCGUACCAAGGUCGGUGCUGGCCGCAAUGUCAACUCGAAGAAGCGCUCCUAA
Penicillium vulpinum is the source of this 1305-nucleotide messenger RNA. RefSeq names its product rRNA-binding endoribonuclease. Gene Ontology annotation, biological process: maturation of SSU-rRNA; ribosomal small subunit biogenesis. NCBI's taxonomy places the organism in Eukaryota, Fungi, Ascomycota, Eurotiomycetes, Eurotiales, Aspergillaceae. The coding region runs from base 1 to 1305 and encodes 434 amino acids. Gene Ontology annotation, cellular component: preribosome, small subunit precursor. The record is from RefSeq and is a predicted model, not a curated record. The transcript has 2 exons. Gene Ontology annotation, molecular function: RNA endonuclease activity.